Daucus carota subsp. sativus is the source of this 1029-nucleotide messenger RNA. RefSeq lists its product as uncharacterized. Bases 1 to 1029 code for a protein of 342 amino acids. NCBI's taxonomy places the organism in Eukaryota, Viridiplantae, Streptophyta, Magnoliopsida, Apiales, Apiaceae. The transcript has a single exon. The record is from RefSeq and is a predicted model, not a curated record.
AUGAGGUACCUUUGGAUGAUUGUAAACAAAGACGAAUCUUCUUUGUGGUCAAGUUGGGUUCUUCGUACCAUUAUUAGGGGUAAACAUUUCUGGGCUCUUUCAAUCCCUUUUGACUGUUCCUGGAUUUGGAGGCAAGUCCUUACCCUUCGUGAUAAAGCAAGGAGCCACAUUUCUUAUGACAUUGGAAGGGGUGACUCCAUCUCGCUUUGGUUUGACCCAUGGUUCAGGGCUACACCACUGGCCACUGGUAACUCAGACCCUAUUAUUGCUUACACCUACUCGACCACUGGAGCCCGGGUUAGUGAUCUAAUUGUGGAGGGGGAAUGGCGUUUACCCUUGCCAAACCUCAACCAAAGACACCCCAGUACCCGUUUUGACACUUGGGUGCAUGAUUUUGAUUACCCGCCAGUUCACCCCUCUCGCGAAGACAGGAUUCUUUGGGAUGGAAGGGCCUGGCCUUUGGUUAAUGUCAGAUGGCUUUGGGAAUCCUUGAGAGAUCAUAGAGAUGUGGUUGCUUGGUGGAAGGCAGUUUGGUUUAAACAUGGAAUUCCCCGGUUUAGAACACACUCCUGGUUACUUUGUUUGGGCAGAUUGGGGAAUCUUGAUAGGCUCAUUAAUUGGCGUAUCUCGACCACUCCAUUUUGUUAUCUAUGUGUGGGGGGUAAGGAGAAUCAUAACCACCUAUUUCUUCAUUGCCCCUAUGCAUCCUUUGUUCUAACUCAUUUGCUGCGGCCUAUUGUUAUGGUGACCAUUCGUCCCAACUGGGGGUGGACUGAUUUACUUCUUUGUUUGAUGGGGGUGGAGAGUCCUACUAGACGUCUGUUGAGUCUCCUUGCUGUACAGAUCUUUGCUUAUCACCUUUGGAGAGAGAGGAAUGCACGAAGGCAUGGUAAAGGGGUUUUUGGACCCAAGAAGCUACUGCAUGGUAUCAUCACAGAUUUGAGGGCACGGGUCACUUCUGAGCCUUGGUUUACUGCUGCUAUGAUCACUAGUCCUCAGUUACAGACUUGUAUUUCUUACUUUGAUUAG